AUGCCGAAUCAUCCAGUACCGAAACCACGGUCACAGGUACCCGAAGAACCCAAGGAGAAGCUGUAUGUGGUUCUUGGUCAUGUGGGUACGGGAACGUUCGGUAAGGUUUACAAAGCGAGCCACACUGCUACUGGGAGAAUGGUCGCUCUCAAGCAGAUCAAGAUGGAGGGCGAGAAGGAAGGCUUCCCCGUCACGGCUAUGCGGGAAGUCAAACUCUUGCAGUCGUUGCGACACGAGAACGUGGUGCGGUUGUACGAGAUGAUGGUGUCACACGGCACGGUAUACAUGGUCAUUGAGUACAUGGACCAUGACCUCAGUGGCAUACUGCAGCAAACGCAAUUUGUCUUCACUGACGCGCAUCUGAAGUCGUUCUGCCGGCAGAUGCUAGCCGGCCUGGCAUACCUUCACCACAAAGGCGUCAUCCAUCGCGACAUCAAGGGCUCGAAUAUCCUCGUUAACAGUCGUGGUGAGCUUAAGCUCGCCGACUUCGGUCUCGCGCGAGUAUACCAGAAGCGCCGAAAGAGCGACUAUACGAAUCGUGUGAUCACUCAGUGGUAUAGGCCCCCCGAGUUAUUGCUUGGUGCAACGGUGUAUGGCCCGGAGGUCGAUAUGUGGAGUGCAGGGUGCAUCAUGCUUGAGCUAUUCACGAAGAAGCCUGUGUUCCAAGGGGCGGAUGAACUGCAACAGAUCUACGUCAUCUAUAAAAUCAUGGGUACGCCGACAGCAGAUACAUGGCCUGGCGUCACGAGUCUUCCUUGGUACGAAAUCUUCAAGCCCGGCGAGCCCAUCCCCAAUCGCUUCAGAGAACUGUUUAAGAAGUGGCUGUCACCUGCUGGUCUUGACCUUGCGGAGCAACUACUGUCGUAUAAUCCCGAGCGUCGCAUCACGGCCGUGCAGGCCCUCGAGGCGCCAUACUUCAACCAGGAGCAACCACCUGCUGCGACGCCAGUGGGUUUGUCAAACCUCAAGGGAGAGUGGCAUGAGAUGGAAAGCAAACGUGAGCGCGACAAGAAGCGCAGGGCCGAUGGUAUGGAAUAG
Messenger RNA from Dichomitus squalens LYAD-421 SS1, 1038 nucleotides. Its product is annotated as Pkinase-domain-containing protein. The coding region runs from base 1 to 1038 and encodes 345 amino acids. The record is from RefSeq and is a predicted model, not a curated record. Gene Ontology annotation, cellular component: cyclin/CDK positive transcription elongation factor complex; nucleus. Gene Ontology annotation, biological process: protein phosphorylation; positive regulation of transcription elongation by RNA polymerase II; transcription elongation by RNA polymerase II. Lineage: Eukaryota; Fungi; Basidiomycota; Agaricomycetes; Polyporales; Polyporaceae. Gene Ontology annotation, molecular function: cyclin-dependent protein serine/threonine kinase activity; cyclin binding; ATP binding. The transcript is spliced from 5 exons.